This is a messenger RNA of Xiphophorus hellerii (green swordtail), 3003 nucleotides long. RefSeq names its product syntaxin 17 (gene stx17). Gene Ontology annotation, molecular function: SNAP receptor activity; SNARE binding. Gene Ontology annotation, cellular component: plasma membrane; endomembrane system; SNARE complex. The record is from RefSeq and is a predicted model, not a curated record. NCBI's taxonomy places the organism in Eukaryota, Metazoa, Chordata, Actinopteri, Cyprinodontiformes, Poeciliidae. The transcript is spliced from 7 exons. Gene Ontology annotation, biological process: intracellular protein transport; exocytosis; vesicle fusion. The coding region runs from base 263 to 1159 and encodes 298 amino acids.
UCGGUAACUUUUUAGUGCCGCACCAGGAAGAGAAUUGUUUACAUACAACUUGCUGAUUUGGGGCGAAAUAGUUUUUUGAUCAAUCCAAUUGUAUGUGACAGUUAAUUUUCUGAUCAGUAUGAAGGCUCACAUCGAGCUUCGGUUGUAUAAAUCACAUUAAUGAUCUGUAUUCCGACAGUGUGCGGGCACAGUGAGGUUCGGCCGAGCAGGUGCGGCGUGGAAGUUACACAGAGGUGUCGGCUGUGGACACUCAGCGGGACACAUGGCAGAGGAAGGCAACAAGCUGACACUGAGGCGCCUGGAGGGACCCAUCAACAAGUUCAUUAAAGUAGCUCUCCCCACGGACCUGGAGAGGCUGCAGAAACACCACAGUAACAUACUGAAGUAUCAACAGAGCCAGCAGUGGGAGCGCCUCCAUCAGGAGCAAAUAAAUGCCAGCAGAACUGUUCAGCAACUGAGAGCCAACAUGAGAGAGAUGGAGCAGCUGUGCAGCCGGGUCCGAUCUGAAGACGCCGAAGCUCUGGAGGAGCUCGUAAAGCCGGUCAGGGACAGAGCGUCAGCCGCAGCACAGGACUUCCUGCUUCUGCACUCCAACCCGCCCCCACCGGUCCCCGCGGCGGCGCCGGACACUCGGCCCUCCGUCAGUCGGUCCAGCAGCUGCCACGAUCUGGAGGAGGAAGACGAGGAGCCGCUGUCGGACCUGCAGAUUCAACUUCGGCUUCCAGAAAUCCCGGCCGAUCAGAAUGCGUCCGAGUCCUGGGAUAAUCUGGAAGAGGACCUAAAGGAACUGAGCGGCUUGGUGACGGAGUUCUCCCUGCUUGUCCAUUCCCAGCAGGAGAAGAUUGACAGCAUAGAGGACAACGUCAACACAGCCGCGGCCAACGUGGAGGAGGGGACCAGGAGCCUGGGGAAGGCGGCGGGCUACAAGCUGGCGGUGCUGCCGGUCGCCGGGGCGCUGCUGGGCGGCGUGCUGGGAGGCCCUCUCGGCCUGCUGGCCGGGUUCAAAGCUGCUGGGGUGGCUGCUGCUGUGGGAGGGGGCGCCCUGGGCUUCGCGGGUGGCAGCCUGGUCCGAAAACACCGCCGAGCUCAAGUGGACCAGCAGAUGAGUCGACUGACGGCGCCGCCGGCAGAAGAACUGGAGGAAAAUAAGGACAAAUGAAGCUCUACUGUGUGGACUGACUGACCUGGACCUGUGGGUCUGAGGAGACUCGGCGCUAGACAAUGUGUGCACUUUGUCAAACAGAUGUUUAAAAACUGCCUUAAUUACGACCUGCAGUCCUGCUCGGGUGGUUCUGCAUCAGGACGACUCCGACACUUUAAUCGUUUUAAUGGUUUACGUUUACCCAGGUUGGGUUGGAGUACAAAAAAAUCAAAUGCAAUGACUUCCUAAAAGCAUGAAAAGGAGCACAAAUUCAAACUUUUCCCCAUACAUGCACACAUACAGGCUCAAAUAUAUACAUACACCUCCACUAAAAUUUAGAAAUCUUUUAACAACCACAGCAGGAGUGUCCAAAAUGCCCCCCUGACUCCAUUUGGACAACAAAAUUUUCUUACAAUGGGAGAUGUUACGUACAACAUAAAGUAUUAAAGUGUAGUAGUAGUAGAAGACAACCUUUCACUGAAAAGUCGACUUUGCUGCAGCCAAAUCAGCUGCUUUUAUCUAAUUUAUUAAACUUGGAUAAAUAUAGCGAGCGUCUUGACAGAAAGUGAUCCAAAUCCUGUUCUUAUAAUCGAGAAUAAAUUUGUUCAUUCGAGCCAAAAGUAUUUAAAAAGUAGAUGCCUUUCUUUUAAGACAGCAAAGGCACAACAUCCUUUCUAUGCUUUUGAUCUAUGAUCAUUUUUCUACCAAACAAAACAAACAAAAACUGAACUACUUUAUUUGCUUAAUUUUAGUAAGUUUGGACGCCCCGAACUGCAGGAUACGUCAUCCUCAAGGUUUUUGUCACAUCUUCAAGCUUCCUGUUUGGUUCUGGCUGGAUAUCGGACCAGUCUUCUCAUCAGUAUCUCUCAUUUAAAGUGUUUGCUAUUCUGGCACAGACCCGCCGUCGUUCAUUAAUGUUCAGAAAGCUUGCAGCCAUUCUAAAAAAAAGUAGCAUGACUUCACCACUACCAUGCAUCACAGUUGGUUCCAUGUUGUUUGGUUUGAAAGCCUUGCCCUCACUCUUUUAGCUACUGGUUUUCUUGAGCUCUGCUGGUUUCAGGGUUGCACUUAAGACACCCUAACAAAUUAUUUUUCAUCUGAGGAAAACAGUUUGGGUCAGAUUUUUGUCUGCAACAGGAAAAUUAUACCAAACACUGAUGUUGAAGUGGAUAAAACAUUAACCUACUAGAAGACUUUUCCCCAAAGAUGACUUGAAUAUUGUUUAUAAUAUCUGAACUACGUUUUAAAAUCACAUCAUCAACAAGAAACCAAAUUAUUUGAAUGAACCCUACAGGUUCAGCCAAGAAGAAUGAUGUAAUUUUCUGCUCAAAUUACACCAAAACCUUAAUAGUUCUCUGUGGUUGAAGUGCAUUUGACAAAAUGUAGGUGGUGGUAUGUACAAUUUUGACCCUUUAUGAAUUAUGGGGAAAUUGACAAUAAAAUUAAAACUUUUAUGAGUCGUUCCAAGAACAGCUCAAAUGGUGAGACUGCAAAAAUCUUCAGGUGUGAAUGGUUUCUUCAGCAAUAUUUACUGCAGCAAAGCACACUACAGCUUAUACCUGUUUUUUAAUCAAAAUGUGGCCUUUUGUGAGAAAAAUCAUCUGAGGUUUAAACAUUUUGUGCCAAUGCAUCACUGUUAAAGGCAAAUGAAAGCCUCGUCUCUUUCUUUUUUUCAUCUGCAGGGUUUCUACGUUGUCUAUUCUUCUGUGUUUUUGUGAAUAGCUAAUGAUAAAUGUAAGUAAUAAUUCUUAUAUUUAUGCAGCAAAUGGUGCCAAAGUCCAGACCACUUCAGACUGGAGAGUGUGAAGUUGUUGUAUACAGAGAUACUACUGUUGUCAAAUAAAGCGUUUCUUUUUAGCAAA